UACUCCAGCCAAAGAUCCAGUGUCCCCAAUCUGCGAUUGAAUGGUGUUCUGGCCUCUCAUCAGCCAACAGUGCUAAUGGUACAGAACGACCUGAACCGGUACCGUCAUGUGAAUGAACAGACCGACGAUGAUAUCGUCGCAUCUAUCAUCUGUACUAGCUAGCUAGUACUUACUUCUUUGCCAUGAUGGAAGGAGUAGAACACGCGGUGGAGAAACAAGAAGGAAAAGGAACGGCCUGCAAUAACAACAAACAGAGGGAUCUAGCAGCUCUCAAGAAGGAAUGGUCCAAGCUCGUUCCCAAGGAGGAGACCAAGUCUCUUGUAUGGACCAAACUGAAGACAUCUAGUUUCGACAUUAUUAUUGAUAAUAAGGAUAUCAUUCAUUCUCAAGUGCCAUUGAUAGUGGCCACUGUGGACACUCCCGAGUACCGCGCAAGAUACGAUGAUACUCGACAACACAUUCUUUUUAGUCAACAAAAAUGCCAGCAGCACGGUCAACAACAGUGUCUCAUUCAGCGACCCGAACCUUGCUAUAUGUUGAACCUACAAGAGCACCCAUCCAUUGGGGUCAAGAAAAUUGUCUUUGAAGGGUGGAGACAACGAUUGCUACCUAAACUUAAAAGUCUUCUAGCGGGAGUAGAACAUGGGCAGGAAAAGGAUUGCCAAAACAACAAUGUCUGUUCUACGAAAAGCUACAACCAGUUUGUAUUUGUAGCAGAGGACGAUAUACGGAUUCCAGCCCACAUUUCACCCUGUCAAUUGGUCCAAAUCUGCCAGCAUGCCUUUUGUUCCAACCCCGAAUUGGACGUGUUGUCCCUGGGACAUUCCUGGAAGGCCAUUCAGAAAAACCAAUCUGCCAAGAAUAAUCCAAAAGAUUUCCACAAACGAAACUUACACACGUACCUUCAAGGGUGUCGUGGGGGAGGCGUGCACGGAGCGACACUGUUUGCCAUUCAGUACCCUACCGGCAUCAAAAGGUUGCAAGAAGCACUCGAGCAGGGCGCCCGUGACAGGAAACAAACUCAUUUGGAUCAAUUCCUCUUCUUCUCCACACUGCACAAUCUAAGAAUUGCCUUGGCAGAUCCUCCCCUGGUGGGAUGGGCAGAAGUGACAGAAACUCUCACCAAAUCGAGUUCGGGACAUCGUCGACGAGGUGGAGGACGGUUGGGCUUUUUGCCACCAACGAUAAGCGAUACCGGCAAUGAAGAAGCGACAACCAGCAUUGUUGAGAGGGUGACAUGGAUUCAACGUCAAGUGGUAGAGAAAGACAAAGAAAAGAUCACUCCGUGAACUCAAUGUCAAUGAAUACCAUUCCAUCGGAGAUUGGUACCAAGAUCGCGCCAUACAGAAGAAGUCAACUCUGCUGUCUUAUAGAAGUUGCAUCCGUGGAGCUUCCGAGAAGCUCGCGGACCAAGUCGUGGUGUGCUUCGUCGGCAGCUAACCACGAGCUGUGAUGAGAGGGUGGUGGAUGCGUGGAUGCUGC
Seminavis robusta is the source of this 1482-nucleotide messenger RNA. The record is from the annotation of a GenBank genome assembly. NCBI's taxonomy places the organism in Eukaryota, Bacillariophyta, Bacillariophyceae, Naviculales, Naviculaceae.